Molecule: messenger RNA, 1620 nt
Organism: Aspergillus aculeatinus CBS 121060
Lineage: Eukaryota; Fungi; Ascomycota; Eurotiomycetes; Eurotiales; Aspergillaceae
Exons: 2
Source: RefSeq, a predicted model, not a curated record
UCCCCAUCGCCAGAGUCCGCCAUGGCCGACACUUGGGAUGACACCGCCCUACCUCCGAUGAGUUCGAAACAACUCAUCGUCAGCACUCGUCGCGCGCGCCCCGCCGAGACAUCACUCUUGUCCAGCACGUUGCGCGGCCCUUCCCGCCAGGGAGCUGUUCCUGUUCCUGCCGAGCCCCCGACCGUGGUUGUGCGCGGUUCCAGUACCCAUCGACGCACUGGCAGCACGUUGAAGACCGUCAUGCGCAAGAUCUUCACCCGCAAGACGCGCGGGGAUGAAAGUGUGUCUCCGCCACCACGGGGAGGUAGCACUAGUCCGACUAUGGAACGAUGCUUGCCGUCACAAGCUCUAACUUUCGGAUCUCAACAACAACAUCAACACUCCCCUCCGCUGUUUACGCCCUCCAAUGGCACGGUCACUUCAUUCGCGGAAGCUCUGCAGAAGCUGGACUCGCACCCACGACGGCGUCGGGCCACGCUUCCCAGUCUGAUCCUGUCGGAUGAUGGAUCCCGCGGUGCGCUCGAAGCCGCCGUUCAGGGCCGUCCUGUGAGCAAGCGCGGCAAUAGUCCUCAUGCUAACAGCGAUCCUCUUGAUGUCUGCCGUCGCCGGGAGCGCCAGCAGCUAAAGCGCCGGUCGCGGAGUGCUGCCGCCCUGCGCGGUCUGGCGCAGGAACACCACCAUCUGAUGUCGCCUAUCCAAUGGCGUCGGCGCAGUCUGGAGUCUUGCGCCGCGUCUACCGCCUAUGGUGCACCCUCGGAGGUCGACCGUCCACCAACUCGAACUACUGUCGCCAGUGCGCCGGCGCUGCCCACCGAGACUUCGGCCGCCGUGGAACCAGAGGCGGAAGAUGAGCCCGAGCCCGAGCCCGAGGAUCCGAUUCCGACUAAUGUCGGCACCCUCGUCACUUCAAUGCAACAGGACGAGCACAUCACGCUGGAGCAGCGGCUCAACAUCCUGGAAGUCAAGAUGAUCGACCUCGAGUUCGCCAUUGCUCGUCUGCAGACCGACCGCAGUGAAAGUCCCGCCGAAUCAAGGCAGGCUGCAUCACCCGUCAAGCGACAUCGUCGCAAACAAUCAUCGGGGCCGAACAAGAUGCCUCCGCCCAUCCCUACUCAAGACACACUCCUCCCGGACCGCCCCUCCAGCACAAGCACCCUUCGUCCGAACCAACUCCACCGCUCACGUACCUUACAAGCCCCCUCGUCGACAUCCCUAACCGACCACAGCACCAUCUCAGUCGAACAGUACAGCGCCUUGGUCAUGCUGCUGCGGCGCGAACAGACCGCCCGACGUAGCCUCGAGCAGCAGGUCGCCGGCCUUCGCGAGGAUAUGGAGCAGCUGACGCAGAUGGCGCGUGACUCGAUGGGGUUGGGCAUGGGGCCGAUCUACCCGAUUCCGAUCUCUGAUCUACAGGAUUUCCGACGUAUGCGGCCAGGUGGCGGGUUGUCGUCGAGCGAAUCUUCUCGGCCGGAGACAGUCGGUGUGCCCGGGGAAAGCGACUCGGAGUGGGAACGCAACGAGCUGUCGGGCAAUAAACCGCUGCCGGUGAAACCUGCACCGGAGGUGAUUUCGUCGCGAUGGUCGCCGGGUCGCCGAAUGGAGCUGGGUGGGAUGAUCUGA